AUGAAUACAUCAUCACUGGAUUGGGCAGAUGAAGAGGAAUACGGUAGUUCUUUGCCAUCCAUUCAAACGUUUGAUAACCCAGAUGGCACAAAGACCAUGAUUGAGUUUCGCGUGGACGAUAAUGGCAAAAAAGUGAAGGUUACGAGAGUAAUCAAGAAGACCGUUGUCACUGAACGCGUGCAACAUGCUGUUGCCGAGAGAAAGAAGUGGGCAAAGUUUGGACAAGAAGCAGGCAAAGCUGGCGGUGUAGACACUAGAACAACCAGCGUUGGAGAAAACGUACAAUUACGCCUUCAGCUUGGAUGGACGAAUUCUAAGGAAGAGCAACAAGAAGAGGAUGCUUUGGCAGCUGCAAAGGUCAAGGCGAAGAGCGGAUCUGUUGUACGUUGUCGUGCUUGCAAAGGCAGUCAUUUUACUGCCCAAUGUCCUUAUAAGAGUAUCAUUGGACCAGUAGACGAACCACCUUUGGAAGCUACCCCAGCCACGAACAGAAUUACUGGUGCUUUGGGUGAAAAACGCUACCUUCCUCCUCACAUGCGUGGUGCUUCUACUCGUGAAGGAGGUGACUCUAUGUUCAAGCGUGAGCGUGACGAUAGUGCCACCCUCCGUGUCACCAACCUUUCGGAUGAUACCCGUGAAGAAGAACUUCGCGACUUAUUUCGUCGUUUCGGUGGUAUCCAACGUGUAUAUUUGGCAAAAGACAAGGAAACCGGACGUGCCAAGGGCUUUGCGUUUGUCAGCUACUAUGAUAGAGAAUGUGCCGUUCGUGCUCGUGACCGUUUGGACGGUUUCGGUUGGAACAACUUGAUUCUUCGUUGUGAAUUUUCGAAACCUCGUGAUUAA
This is a messenger RNA of Schizosaccharomyces osmophilus, 843 nucleotides long. RefSeq names its product translation initiation factor eIF3g (gene tif307). Bases 1 to 843 code for a protein of 280 amino acids. Gene Ontology annotation, cellular component: cytoplasm; eukaryotic translation initiation factor 3 complex. The record is from RefSeq and is a predicted model, not a curated record. NCBI's taxonomy places the organism in Eukaryota, Fungi, Ascomycota, Schizosaccharomycetes, Schizosaccharomycetales, Schizosaccharomycetaceae. Gene Ontology annotation, molecular function: translation initiation factor activity; RNA binding. The transcript is spliced from 2 exons.